UUCCCCGGCGGAGCCACGUCUUCUGCGGUUCGGGGGCGGGGGCGGGGAACGUGCGUGGCGUGAGGGCGCCAGGUUCCCGGAUGGAGGCGAUGGUGAUCGCCAUUUGGGCAAGAGCAGCAGGCGCGGAGGGCGCUAGGUAGCUGCCACUAUGAGAUCCGCGACCCAGCUGCUGCUGCUCGUGCUGUUGGCCUUUCCCGCCGCGCUGCUGCCCGGCGGAGUUCGCGGCGGCCCGGGUUCAAGUUUACUAGUUGCAGCUCAAGAUGCUACGGAGGAUGAAGAAGCAGUGGAAGAUACGGUAGUUGAAGAUGAAGAUGAUGAAGCUGAAGUUGAAGAAGAUGAACCCACAGACUUGAUAGAAGAAAAAGACGAAGAAGACUUAUCAGGAGAACCUAAAGCCUCACCUAGCGCUGAUACAACUAUCUUGUUUGUGAAAGGUGAAGACUUUCCUGCAAACAACAUUGUAAAGUUCCUGGUAGGCUUCACCAACAAGGGUACAGAGGAUUUUAUUGUUGAGUCUCUUGAUGCCUCUUUCCGGUACCCUCAGGACUAUCAGUUUUUCAUUCAGAAUUUCACAGCUCUUCCUCUGAACACAGUGGUUCCACCACAAAAACAGGCCACAUUUGAGUACUCGUUCAUCCCUGCAGAGCCUAUGGGUGGUCGUCCCUUCGGACUGGUUAUAAAUCUGAACUACAAAGACUUAAAUGGCAACGUGUUCCAAGAUGCUGUCUUCAAUCAAACUGUUACAAUUAUUGAAAAAGAAGAUGGAUUGGAUGGAGAAACAAUCUUCAUGUACGUGUUCCUGGCAGGACUUGGCCUACUUGUCAUUGUCGGUCUACAUCAACUGCUAGAAUCUAGGAAAAGAAAGAGACCAGCACAGAAAGUAGAGAUGGGUACAUCAAAUCAAAAUGAUGUUGACAUGAGCUGGAUUCCUCAAGAAACUUUAAAUCAGAUCAAUAAAGCUUCACCAAGGCGGUUGCCGCGCAAAAGGGUACAGAAGAGAUCAGUGGGAUCUGAUGAGUAAAUGUUAAUUAAUACAACAAUUCAGCCUUUACUAAUCCUGCCCCUGCUGCCCCUUUUUUUUCCUGGAUUGCAGUAGUGCACAGAAUCCAUAUCAACAUGAGGAAAAUACUACUUACUAUUUGGACUGAUCAAUUUAUCUGACUGGUGAUAACAUUGCUGAAAACAUACUUCUCAUCCCUUUAAGAUAACAAAACUGCUUUGGGGGCAGGGGGAAUGAGAGUUAACCAUUAAGGUGUGUGUGUGUAUAAACAGUUGAUCUGAACAGAAUCAUUGUGCUACAUGAAAUGUGCCUUUAGAGUCCUAUGUACUGCUGGCUUGUCAUCUGCAAACCUUUCUGAAGUGUUUUUUUCCAAAUGUGUAGUUGCCUAAUCUCUUCAGAGUGUAUCCUGUUUAAGAGUCUUCAUGCAUUUUUAUUUUGUAGUAUCCUAAAGCUAUGAACUUCAUUCUUUGCUGCACACAUAGUUACUUUUGUUAGGAUUUUUUGUAUGUUCCUACUUCAGUGAUUAUGCACUGAUUAUCUGGACUUUUUAAAAAGUAGUUAGUGUUCUAAAGGCACAAACAGGUGUAACUGCUUUUAGCGGUUCAGAAUUUUUUUGCUGCUGUUUGAUAUAAUGCGCACAUUGUGAGGCCUAAGAAUCCAAAUGUAUUUGUAUAAAUGUUAGAGGGAUUUUUACAGCAGCAAAAUUUGUGAAGCAUGGAAUGGUAUGUAACCUCUAUAAAUGAUUCUUUUUACACCGUCGCCCUGUUAAUCUGUUUAAAUUGUUAGUUUAUUUAACUGGUGCCAACAGUUCUGGGAUAUUGGACCAUGGAAUGCUUGCUCAAGUAAUCAAUAGGCCCCAAUUAGUGUUCAGUGACUUCCCCCUCCUUACAAAAACUAGAAGAAUCACAAGUAGCAAAAUGUAUUGAGUUUCAUAGAUUAUAUUGGAUGCAAAAGAUAACUGUGUUAUGAAGUUGUAUGUUAUGCAGAGACUCUAGUUAAUGUACAGUAAAGAGACUUUUUGUAAACAAAUUUUAAUUUCAAAUAUAACCUGCAGGUGUAUAAAUCUGAGUUCUUAAAUGACAGUAAAAAAGAAAUUAACUUUGACCCUUUCUCUUGUGAAGUUUUGAACUUAGUGAAGUACUUAAAUUUUGUUGUAAAAUACUCAGUUUUUUAAAGUAGCUGAGUUGUAGUGAAAUGACAGCUAUUGGAAAUACUUAAAUUGUAUUGUACUUCAUGCAAGUUUUGUUUAACUUGCUUCUUCAGGUUGAUAAUUCCAGUAUAUUCCCAUUAUUAAAUACAUGCUAGUUCAACAUACAUUUAAAAGAUACAGUGCUAUGCACCCUCAAAUAGGAUUUGUUUUGUAGAAGACUCAAGUUUAUAGUAAUCAUCAAACUAAAGUACAGGUCUGUCACUAAAAAUGUAUAGGAGAAUAAGUUUUGGUAUAGGCAACUGGAUUUCAGUGCUGCAUUCUCUGACAGUAAAAGGAAGGAACAUAGUCAUCUUUUAUACAGAUAUUUAGGUAUCUAAAAAUAUAGAUAGAUUUCUGAAAAUCUAACCUGUCUGAAUCAUUAGGUGCUUAAAUAUCUUUUUUAAAAAUUCCCUAGUCAUCAUUUUGAACUUUGCUCAGUUUGGGAAAGGUAGUGAUUUGGGACUUGUAGUUUAGUUUUAUAGUUUUCCUGGUGCUUAUUUCUUGAUCUGCCUUUGUUCUGCAGGGACUGAGCAUCUGAGCCAAUGACAGAUGAACAAUACCUGCAAAGCACUUCAGCACACUCAGUGUGAAACAGAGUCUAAGGUCUGAAACUCCCUCUGCUGGCACUACUGUACUAUAAACUUCCCUGUAAAUGAAGUGUAAAGUAUUUUGACUCUCUUGUCUUGAUGUGGAAAGUAACUUUAGAAAACAUCUGUUUCCCGUUUUUAACAGUGCUUGACUUACAAACUUAACAUAUAACUAGCCAGUAAAGAACAUUUAAUUACCACAUUGCAGGAUCUAAAAGAUUAUUAAAAAAAUCUUGUACAGGCCGAUCAUAGUAAAUUAAGGUGAUCAGAUGUCCCGAUUUUAUAGGGACAGUCCCGAUUUUAUCUUUUGCUUAUAUCGGCUCCUAUUACCUCCCACCCUCUGUCCUGAUUUUUCAUGCUUGCUGUCUGGUCACCCUAUAGUAAAUCAAAUACACUUAAUCAGUUCAAUGCUACCUUCAAAACAACAACUUUAUACAUCAGCUAAUGCAAGCAACAAGCCACUUCAGCUAAAUGGAGGAUGGUUUAUCAUGUUAUAGUCAUACUUCUCCUGAUUCAGCAAAGCAUUUAAUUCAUCGGGGGAGAAACUGACUGAACCCUUUGGAUUUUAAUCUCAGGAUUAUGCCUGGUGCUUAAAUUUAUGGUUGCUCAUCAUCACAUACUGGAAAGAUUCUUAGUGAAUUCAACAUCUCUCCUAGAGUCAGUUUGAAGUCUGGAAAUAGUGUUAUCUCCAUCCACAUUCCUACGGACAAUUCUGGAUGCGAGUAGUUGCAUUGGAAACAGUCUUCACACAGGAGGCAAACCCUCUGCACUGUACAACAGCAAAGGAUCAGAUCACAAUUACUGUGAUGGGGGUUCCAUACGCUAGCAAUUUAGAAUAGCCAACUUCAUUCUUUCACCUUAGUGUAAAUGAGAAAGUGGCCCUCAUUCUUAAUACUUCUGAAACAGAUACAUGGUACAACUUGAGCUGUAAUUAGAUACAGCUCUUAAACUACACAGAACUCAGGUGAGUGUACUGUUUAGAAAUAACUGUCAAAUAUGAUACUUCCAUCUAAGUUGAACUGAACUCUUGAUCUUUCCCAGCAGUGGAGCAAUUUAAUGUAAAAUAGAACUAAGAAUAAUUACCACUGGAACAACUUUCAAAAAUAAGUUGUAUAAAUUGAUUUUACUAACUUAGUGAUAUAACAGGUUUUUUUAAGGAGAGCCAAUUGUUUAAAUAUCUCCAUUACAUCAGGUAAUCAAAGUCACACUUAAUGGGCACCUAGCCAGUUGGAAAGGGAGGAAGAAGGUGGCUGUAUGUGGCACAGAAGGAAAUAGAGCCAGUCUUCACAUUUCUAAGCUUGCAUGGGGUGUUGCAGUAGAGGCUGGGUAUGAUGUAAGACGAAAACUUUGUGGUGGGGGGUUACAGUAUGCUCAUUUUACUUAGUGACUUGAGCUGUAGUGAUCACGUUUGCUUAAUUUAAUUUCUUUUUAAGGCACUACUUUCACCACUGAAAUGAAAUGCUUAUAGUGCAACUCACCAUUGACUUAUAUAUCACUAAAUUGUAGUAAGCAACCCCCAACAGCUUCUUGGGGAGAAUCUUCCUACUUUUGACUCUCCAUUAAGUACUUUGCAUGUAUGAAAUAGCAUGGUUUCAAUUUCUUGUCCCCGUUUAAUAUACUAUAGUUAAAAUUUAGCAAUACUGCAGUUGUGUGUGAAAUGGCUGAGCCUGUAGCAAUAAUUGAUCCAUGUGCUGAGAGAAGAUGCUAAAAUAAUCAAUCUAGUACACUAAGGUGUCUAAGUAGCUACAUACAACUUGGUCGUAUGCCAUAAUGGGCUAUCUUACCAUCUGCAAUUGCACACUUACGAGUUAAGUAUUAAAGCUUUUUAGGAUUGCCUAUAUUACUUUAAAGGGGUGUAGGUAGCCUAUUUUGUGCACCUAUUGGGUAUUUCAUCAGGUCACUAACUUUUAGUCUAAAAAGGAAAAGCUAUUAAUUACUUUCCCAAAGGAAAGCUUGCAUUAAAAAUCAGUUUCACAUUGUUA
Molecule: messenger RNA, 4758 nt
Organism: Gopherus evgoodei (Goodes thornscrub tortoise)
Lineage: Eukaryota; Metazoa; Chordata; Testudines; Testudinidae
Gene: SSR1
Product: signal sequence receptor subunit 1
Exons: 8
Coding region: 149-1021 (290 amino acids)
Cellular component (GO): endoplasmic reticulum; endoplasmic reticulum membrane
Source: RefSeq, a predicted model, not a curated record